Molecule: messenger RNA, 813 nt
Organism: Musa acuminata AAA Group (dessert banana)
Lineage: Eukaryota; Viridiplantae; Streptophyta; Magnoliopsida; Zingiberales; Musaceae
Product: ATP-dependent Clp protease adapter protein CLPS2, chloroplastic-like
Exons: 4
Coding region: 114-641 (175 amino acids)
Biological process (GO): protein catabolic process; proteolysis
Source: RefSeq, a predicted model, not a curated record
CCCUGUUCUGUUCCGGUCCGUUCUCACGAGUUGCUUAUCCUCUUGCGAAAGCCCUCUUCUUCGAACCAUCCAUAUCAGGUCUUCUUCUUCUUCUUCUUCUUCUCGUUCAUAUCAUGGCUCUUAGCGGCAGAGUUGGAGCAUCAUGGCCUGCUCUCAACUUCUGCAACCCGGUCCCUUCGGCUCCCCCCGUUUCUACCCUGCCCAUGCCGUCUAAGUCGAGGGAUGUGAUGGCGUUGGUCGCCGCUGCGACCGGCGGCGGGUUGGGGUCGUCGAGAGGAGGAGCCGGGCUGUUGGAGCGCCCCACCUUCGACCAGUCCCAGUUCGACCCCCUCCCCGAAGCCCAAGAAGGUGGAGACAUAGGCAGGCUUGCGUCGAGGAAAGGCCUGGGAAGCGGAGACAGCUACAGAGUUCUGCUCAUCGAUGAUCCACGCCACACGGAGAAGCUAGUGGAAAAUGUUCUGCCACAAGUCGUGCCAUCCGUUACAGCCGACGGUGCGAGACAACUAUUUCGCGAGUCUCGGCAACUGGGUGUCGCAGUGGUUAUUGUUACUGUUAAGGAGCACGCGGAGUUCUACGCGCAGAUGAUGGUACGCCGUGGGUUGCGUUCCGCGAUAGAACCCGAUUCCAACCUGGAAGCAUGAGGAACGAUCAGAGCGGAGUCAUUUAAUCAAUCAUUUUAUUAUUAUUUUUACUAUUUUUUGAUGCAUGACAAACUUCUUUAUCGUUGAAAUCCGAGAAUGCAUGUUAUGUAAUGCUUGAAUGGAAGGAGUAGUUCAUCCAAUAAUCGACCUGAAGCCACCCUUUUAAGUGCAA